Messenger RNA from Spinacia oleracea (spinach), 3807 nucleotides. RefSeq lists its product as uncharacterized. Gene Ontology annotation, molecular function: small GTPase binding. Bases 299 to 3334 code for a protein of 1011 amino acids. The record is from RefSeq and is a predicted model, not a curated record. The transcript has 24 exons. Gene Ontology annotation, cellular component: nuclear envelope; cytosol. Gene Ontology annotation, biological process: protein import into nucleus. NCBI's taxonomy places the organism in Eukaryota, Viridiplantae, Streptophyta, Magnoliopsida, Caryophyllales, Amaranthaceae.
UUAGCAGUGACAGAAGUUCAAUGAAAAACUUUGAUUUCAUUUCAUACUCCAGUCUUGGUCAUUUUUUCCUCCCAGUAAACCCCCCUAAAACUCACCUGCUCUUCACCUUCAUUCCUCUCAGUUUCUCUCUCCUCAAAUCCCAUCUUCGCCAUUUUCGCCGACCUCCAUUUCUUCCGAAUUCUCCUCUCUCUCCUCCAUAGCCAAACGAUCGAGACCUAGGGAGAGAAAGACGCAAAAAACGUCGGAGAGAGAACAAGCAUAGGUAUAGUGUAGAGAGAGUAGGAGACAGACGGUUUCAAUGGCGUUGUCUGCUUCAGACCUUCCGAUGAUGUAUCAGUUGCUCGCCAAUUCUCUUAACGGCGACCAGACUGUUCGGAAACCGGCCGAAACCGCGCUUUCUCAAUCCGAGAGUCGGCCUGGUUUCUGUUCUUGCCUUUUGGAAGUGAUUACUGCGCAAGAUUUGGUGGCUCAGGUUGAUGUUCGUUUGAUGGCUACGGUUUAUUUUAAGAACAGUAUUAAUCGGUAUUGGCGAACCAGACGGGAUUCUAUGGGAAUCAGCAGUGACGAGAAGAUUUAUCUGAGGCAAAAAUUGCUGUCUCACUUGAGAGAAGAAAAUGAUAAGAUAGCUUUGAUGCUGGCAGUUCUGAUAUCAAAAAUUGCACGCUUUGAUUAUCCUAAAGAGUGGCCUGAACUAUUUUCAGCUUUAGCUCAGCAGCUUCAAUCAGCAGAUGUUCUUUCUUCCCAUAGGAUUUUUCUGAUUCUCUUUCGGACUUUGAAGGAACUAUCAACUAAACGGCUAACUUCAGACCAACGAAACUAUGCAGAGAUUUCUUCCCAUUUCUUUGAUUACUGCUGGCAUCUUUGGCAAAGUGAUGUGCAGAGAAUUUUGCAUGGAUUUUCUGAAUUGGCACAUAACUUCAGUUCAAAUGUCUUUGACCAGCAUCAAAAUGAGCUGUACCUAAUAUGUGAGAGAUGGUAUUUGUGCUUAAAGAUCAUACGUCAGUUAGUUAUGUCAGGCCACCAGAGUGAUUCCAAGUCUAUGCAGGAAGUUCAACAGGUUAAGGAGGUUUCUCCCAUGUUACUAAGUGCUAUUCAAUCAAUAAUCCCUUAUUAUUCAUCUUUCCAAGAACGACAUCCUAGGUUCUGGGAUUUCAUAAAAAAAGCAUGCACUAAGAUGAUGAAGGUUCUAAUUGCUUUUCAGGGAAAGCAUCCUUUCUCAUUUGGUGAUAAGAGCGUCCUUUCACCUGUCGUUGAUUUCUGCUUAAAUAAGAUCACCAAUCCAGAGGCUGAACUCUUUUCAUUUGAACAAUUUUUUAUCCAAUGUAUGGUGUUGGUAAAAUCUACCCUGGAAUGUAAAGACUACAGUCUUAUGGUUGGUUGUGUGAUAAAUGAAAAUGCAGUCACUGCAGAGCAGAGGAAGAAAAGUAUCUCUUCUGCUGUUGCCGAGAAUCUUGCCUCACUCUUCCCCAAUGAUCUUGUGGUACUACUAUGCAAUAUAUUAGUACGGAGGUAUUUUGUUUUAUCAGCAAGGGAUUUGGAAGAAUGGAGUCAGAAUCCUGAAGGCUUUCAUCAUGAACAGGACAUGGUGCAGUGGACUGAGAAACUAAGGCCCUGUGCUGAAGCUCUCUACAUCGUUUUAUUUCACAAGUAUAGCCAACUGCUAGGUCCUGUAGUAGUCUCCAUUCUUCAAGAAGCGAUGAACGGUUGCCCUACUUCUGUGACUGAAAUUACCCCUGGAUUGCUGCUCAAGGAUGCUGCUUAUGGAGCUGCAGCAUAUGUUUAUUACGAACUCUCAAACUACCUAAGCUUCAAAGACUGGUUUAAUGGUGCAUUGUCGCUGGAACUCACAAAUGAUCAUCCUAACAUGCGCGUCACCCAUCGAAAGGUUGCAUUGAUACUUGGUCAAUGGGUGUCAGAGAUAAAAGAUGAUACCAAGAGAUCAGUAUAUUGUGCUGCUAUCAAGCUGCUCCAGGAUAGGGACCUUGCUGUGAGGCUGGCAGCGUGUAGGACUUUGUGCUAUCUUAUAGAAGACUCAAACUUCUCCGAGAAGGACUUCACAGAUCUUCUUCCAUUAUGUUGGGAUUUGUGUUUUAAUUUGAUGGAGGAGGUUUCGGAGUUUGACUCUAAGGUCCAGGUUUUGAAUUUGAUCUCUGUUCUUCUUGGACAUAUUGGUCAAGUGAUUCCUUAUGUGGACAAGUUGGUCAAGUUUUUCCAGAAGGUCUGGGAAGAGUCUUCUGGAGAAAGUCUUCUGCAAAUGCAGCUUCUCAUUGCACUGAAGAACUUUGUCGUGGCUCUUGGGUAUCAAUCACCUAUUUGCUACAAUGUAUUACUGCCCAUUUUGCAAAGAGGAAUAGAUGUGAAUGGUCCAGAUGAGCUCAAUCUUAUGGAGGACAGUAUGCUGUUGUGGGAGACUACCCUUACAUAUGCGCCGUCAAUGGUUCCACAGCUGUUGGACUUCUUCCCAUGUCUUGCGGAUAUCAUCAAUAGAAGUUUUGAUCACCUGACGGUUGCGGUUGACAUUAUUGAAGAUUACAUAAUCUUGGGUGGAACCGAGUUCUUAAGUAGGCAUGCCUCUUGUGUAGCUAAACUUUUGGAUGUGAUACUUGGAAGCAUAAAUGAAAGGGGACUUCUGUCAGUCCUUCCUGUCAUUGAUAUUCUAGUGCAGUGUUACCCUAUGGAAGUACCUCCGCUUAUCAGCGCUACUCUUCAGAAAUUGUUUGUUCACUGUCUGUGUGGAGGAGAUGAGCGUGAUCAUCCCUCUAAAACAGCUGUAAAAUCAUCAUCAGCCGCCAUUUUAGCAAGAAUUUUAGUGCUGAAUACCAAUUACCUUGCUCAAUUAACAUCAGAUUCUACUACUUUGAAACAACUUCAAGACGCAGGUUUCCCUAUGGAAGAGAACGUUCUUCUCUGUUUGGUUGAUGUAUGGUUAGAGAAGGUUGAUAAUAUGACUUCAAUUCAGAGAAAAACAAUUGGCUUAGCUCUUUCUAUUAUUCUUUCCUUGAGGCUGCCUCAAGUUCUUGAUAAACUUGAUCAGAUCCUCAGCGUUUGUACCAGUGUGAUAAUGGGUGGUAACGAUGACUUAUCAGAGGGAGAGUCCAGUGGUGAUAACAUGACUUCCAUCAGGCCUCAAAUUGAAGGAGUUGUUCUGAGCAAAGAGUUUAAGAAGCGGCAGAUCAAAUUGUCAGACCCUAUAAAUCAGAUGUCGGUGGAGAAUGCAGUGAGAGAGAACCUUCAAACAUGUGCUGCCCUUCAUGGCGAUACCUUUAAUGCUGCAAUAAAUAGAAUGCAUCCUUCAGCUCUUUCGCAAAUGAAGCAGGCAUUGAAGAUGUCAUAACGAGGCAAUUGUCUAUUUCUUGUUGUCAACAUUAUUUACUCCUGGCAAUUUUUGUUAAUUCCAUGCUUGGAGAAGUUGAGGGUGCAUCCAAACCUCGUAUACCUACAGUGAGUGGAGGUUUCAUUGCCAAGUUUUUGGUGGCAAGCUUGUUGUGUGAUGCGGAUUCUUUACGAUUCUUUCAAUUUGUGUUGGGCCUUCUCCCCUCUCUAGUCUAUAUAUUUUUUCCUCGUUACUUUUUGUUGUUCCUUUAACCAAUACCUCAGCCUCUUGUACAUGCCGAUUAUGGCGAUAGGAACUCUGUACAUAGGCAUUGAGCAUGUCUUUGUAUGUAUUCCUAAUUCCCUAGGCAAGAGUCAUUAUAAUUUUCACAGAUUACUCAUGUAAUGAGAGUAUUCACAGGAAGUAUAUGCCGUAUGAUUUUUUUUCCUGUGUAGUUUGUAAAGCGUGACUGAAAUCAGUUAGCAUUUUUGACA